AUGACUGGCGCACACUCUGGUUCCGGCCUUGGCGAUGCCAUCCGCAAGGGUGUGAAUAUGGUUCAUGGAACCGGCGAAGCCAUCCGCGGCAAUGCAAUGUCCAUGGUUGACGAAGCAAGCGGUGACCAGGCGAGCGCAGUCAAAAACCAAGAGAUUGCCAACAAGGGAGUCGACGAAUGGGACCGUGGCUACCGCGGUCAUGCCACAAGUGCUGGUGUUGCUCCUACCAAUACCACUUCCACGUCUACGAACUACGGUCCACACGACUCCAACAUUGGCAAUAAGCUGGACCCAAGAUUUGAUUCCGACACAGACCACAGGGGAACAGCAACCGGCUCUACCAAUGCUGGCCCCCACUCGACCAAUGUGGGCAACAAGCUUGACCCGCGCUUCGACUCUGACCAAGAUCACCGAGCUGAUCCUACUUCUACAAUCGGUGCUGACUUACACACAUUUCUUCCUCUCCAGCAAACCGACGGCACUGGCGCACUAUCCGGACUGGAAGCAGCCAACAAACUCGAUCCCAUUUUCCCUGUCGGACCUGACGCCGAAUCAAUGAAGUAUACAGAUCACGCAAACAUCCACCGUCUCCGCGGCUCGAUAAGUGGUGCCUCUGGCCUCCAGGCUGCACAGAAACUUGAUCCCCCUAUUUUCGAGCCUGCGCAUGCCUCUGAUGAAGUGUUGGCUCGUGGACCAAGUCAUAACCAACCUGAACCGCCAUACUACCAUCCAAAGCCUACGUACAAGAGCAAUUUUGCCAAGUCGCUCGAUCGGGGUGUCGGUGUUGAACGACUUCAGCAGCCAGAUAGCGCAACUAAGGGGUCGAGAGCAAAUCCUAUUGAACACAUUGCUGGGUCUGGUACAACAAAAGGCGAGACAGGAUCAGUGCCGGGUACUCAAAAGAGCGAACCUCGCUAG
Bipolaris victoriae FI3 is the source of this 918-nucleotide messenger RNA. RefSeq lists its product as hypothetical. The record is from RefSeq and is a predicted model, not a curated record. Bases 1 to 918 code for a protein of 305 amino acids. NCBI's taxonomy places the organism in Eukaryota, Fungi, Ascomycota, Dothideomycetes, Pleosporales, Pleosporaceae. The transcript has 4 exons.